Anolis carolinensis (green anole) is the source of this 3173-nucleotide messenger RNA. It is a transcript of the gene kcnk10, whose product is annotated as potassium two pore domain channel subfamily K member 10. Gene Ontology annotation, molecular function: potassium ion leak channel activity; outward rectifier potassium channel activity. The record is from RefSeq and is a predicted model, not a curated record. The transcript has 7 exons. Gene Ontology annotation, cellular component: plasma membrane. Gene Ontology annotation, biological process: potassium ion transmembrane transport; stabilization of membrane potential. The coding region runs from base 82 to 1701 and encodes 539 amino acids. NCBI's taxonomy places the organism in Eukaryota, Metazoa, Chordata, Lepidosauria, Squamata, Anolidae.
UUGGCUGCAGCAUCCAGGCAGGAGGAAAGCAAGGCUUGGAAAUUCAUUCAAUCUCUUCCCUCUCCUUGUGCCAAGGAAGCGAUGAAAUUUCCAAUCGAGACACCAAGGAAACAAGUCAACUGGGAUCCUCAAGUAACUGUUCCGGCAGCUGUUCCCCCAGCUUGUGAGCCUGAAACCAAUAAAACCAACGUACAUCAUCCAGGACCACGACUUUCUCUUUCCUCCCCACGGACCAGUGUGAUUGUCAGUAUGGAAGCCCCAUCACAGGGUUUACAGACAGUCAUGAAGUGGAAAACAGUUGUGGCUAUCUUCUUUGUGGUUGUUGCUUACCUCGUCACUGGGGGCCUUGUCUUCCGCGCCCUGGAACAGCCAGAAGAAAACAGCCAGAAGACCAGGAUAGCCAACGAUAAGGCAGAAUUCCUGCAGGAGAACAACUGUGUUUCUCAGCAAGAGUUGGAGGCAUUGAUUAAGCGGGUCAUCAAUGCUACCAAUGCAGGAGUCAAUCCUGUAGGAGACUCCUCCAACAGCAGCAGUCACUGGGAUCUCGGAAGUGCCUUUUUCUUUGCCGGAACUGUCAUCACAACUAUAGGGUAUGGAAACAUUGCCCCGAGCACAGAAGGUGGAAAAAUCUUUUGUAUUUUGUAUGCCAUCUUUGGGAUUCCACUCUUUGGCUUUCUGCUAGCCGGCAUUGGUGACCAGCUUGGAACCAUCUUUGGGAAGAGCAUUGCAAGAGUGGAAAAGGUUUUUCGAAAGAAACAAGUGAGUCAGACAAAGAUCCGUGUGAUCUCAACCAUUCUCUUCAUCCUGGCUGGUUGUGUCCUUUUUGUCACCAUUCCAGCAGUCAUUUUCAAAUACAUGGAAGAAUGGUCGGUUCUGGAUUCCUUUUACUUCGUAGUAGUCACUCUGACCACAGUUGGUUUUGGUGAUUUUGUGGCAGGAGGAAAUGCUGAAAUCCCUUACCGGGAGUGGUAUAAGCCCUUGGUGUGGUUCUGGAUUCUUGUAGGCCUUGCCUACUUUGCUGCUGUCCUCAGCAUGAUUGGAGAUUGGUUACGGGUUAUUUCAAAGAAGACUAAAGAAGAGGUUGGUGAAAUAAAAGCCCAUGCAGCUGAAUGGAAGGCUAAUGUGACUGCAGAGUUCAGAGAAACCCGCCGACGGUUGAGUGUGGAGAUCCAUGAUAAGCUCCAACGGGCAGCCACCAUCCGUAGCAUGGAGCGCCGGCGCCUUGGUCUGGACCAGAGAGCCCAUUCAUUGGACAUGCUGUCCCCAGAGAAGCGCUGCGUCUUUGCUGCCUUGGACAGCGGCCACUUCAAGGCUUCAUCUCAGGAAAGCAUUAACAGCAAACCGAACAACUUGCGCCUUAAAGGAUCAGAGCAGUUGACCAAGCACGGGCAGGGGGCAUCCGAGGACAACAUCAUCAACAAAUUUGGCUCUUCGUCCAAGUUGACCAAGAGGAAAAACAAAGACCUUAAAAAGUGUAUUCCGGAAGAUGUACGGAAAAUAUACGAGACAUUCCGGAACUACUCCUUGGACGAAGAGAAGAAAGAGGAGGAUUCUGAGAAAGGGUGUCACUCGGACCACUCUAGUACUGCUGUCCUCACUGACUGUAUUGAGCAACACUUGGGUUUGGAGAAUGGAAUUAUCCCCAGUGAAACCAAAGAAAGGGAACAUGAAAACAAAUCAUUACUUGAAGACAGGAAUUAAAUGUCAAAUCUGUCUUUUGACUGUCUGCAGACCCAAUGUUAGUUUUUUAUACAUGUACAUGGUAUAUAGAUAGUUAGGUAGAUAUAUGUAUCAAGACACGUGCCUUAAACAGACUCCAAAUUCAGUCUGAAUUACAUAGCAUCCUAGAAUAUUUCACUGUGCCAUAAUGACCGAAGCUUGCUCUGCCAAAAGAAAUCACAGAUAAAACCCUGGAGAAUGGCACCUGAAUGUGGAAUAUGACAGCAUCAGCCUACGUAUGUCCUUCAAAAGUGCCAUGGUAAUGCAGCUGGAAGGUGAACAGCAAUGGCAGGAAUGUGUGUGUGAGUUCAGAGUCAGACAUCUUGCAAGAGCAUUUGGGGUAGUGAGGAAAGAAGGCCUCUGCGUGUCUUUGCAAUGAAUCACACAUUUCUUCUCUCCCUUUUUAUAAAAAUGCAAAAUUAUGGGGUGAAUGGUCAAUAAGGCAGUCUUUAUAGUUUGAUCUAGGAUCCAAAUAUGAUUGUCCCCCCAAUGUAUGUUAAAACCACUGAAUUAGCUUUCAGUAAUCCAAAAACAUAAAAACAAUAAUGUGCCCACAUAUAAGGAAGCCACCUGGAUGCCAAGGAAACAGUGAUGAAAAUAGUGCAGGAUGCUUUUUUAACAGGGGAAAGAAAAGAAAACCCAUGGAAACAACACAUUGUGAAUACUUAUCAUGACAAAUGAAGAAAGAGGGGGAAAUGAAAUAGGACUCAAUAAUACUAGGGGAUAAACUUCAGAACUUUAGAAGCUGCUUUUUAUGGGAGAAGAAAACAUCACAAUCUUGUGCUUGGUUCAAUAAGCAGUGAGCCACUUUCCUUUUUAAAUUUUUUUGCGUUCACACUUUGUAUUACUGAGGAGCUUCAGUUUUUAAGCUGUAAUUCUGUGAAGACAGAAAACAAAGCCUUUGCAUGUUGUCAAGCAUUUGCUAUUCUCUGUAGCAAGAUGUAAAUCUUUAAAAAGAAAAGAAGGAAAGUAGUAGAUGUUAAGUUCAUAGACAAUGUAAAGUCAAAGGGGCAGGGCAACUUUCAGAUCUCAGGGCUCUGUGUCCCUUUUAACAUGAAGGGUUAAAGAAGAAAGACAAGUCACCUUAAAUUCCGCAAAGAAGAUGAUGACAAAAUGUGAUGAAAUAUUUUAAUGCUUUAAGUGCCAUUAAUAACAUCAUAAUUGUGCAACUGUUGAAUCACAUAUUUUAACAAAUAUGCUCCCUUAAGUUUUACAUUUCUUUCCUGUUUCUUUAGCUUUCCUUUCUUCCAUCCUCCCCUCCCUCAGAACCUAAGGAAUAUCUCAUUCUUUUUCUCAAACCAAAUGGCAAGCGGAAAAAAAUCACAUGUUUUAUAUUCACUGUCAUAUCAUUGCUGUGUGGACACAGAAAGCACAAAUUGUUUUAACUUCAAAAUGAAUGUUAAAUGAAGAGGCUGUGAGAAAGUUAAUCAAUGGGAAAUACAUACAAUGCUGGA